Penicillium brasilianum is the source of this 2351-nucleotide messenger RNA. The record is from the annotation of a GenBank genome assembly. NCBI's taxonomy places the organism in Eukaryota, Fungi, Ascomycota, Eurotiomycetes, Eurotiales, Aspergillaceae.
CCCUAGCAUUAUCGCACGUGUCUUUCCAACUUGGACAGUACCGGUCCGGGCCUAUCUUCCUAUCUUCCUUCUUGAAUAUCAUAUUUAGACAUUGUCAAGACUUACACAAUCACAAGCUACCAAAUAUGGAGGCUAUCAAUGCCGUAUUCGCAACGUGCAAAAAUGAGUCCCGCGCUGCCCUAGUCACCUACGUGACAGCCGGGUAUCCAACCGCGUCCUCAACACCAAAGAUAAUGCUGUCCAUGCAAGCCGGCGGCGCAGAUAUAAUCGAACUCGGCAUCCCGUUCACAGAUCCCCUAACCGACGGGCCCACGAUCCAAAAGUCCAACGCCCAAGCCCUCCAAAACGGCGUCCGCAUACCGGAGAUGCUGCAGAUGGUCCGUGAAGCGCGGAAGAGUGGCCUUACAGCACCGGUCAUAUUUAUGGGGUAUUAUAAUCCUGUACGGGCCUAUGGGGAGGAGAGGAUGUUGAGGGAUUGCAAGGAGGCGGGUGUCAAUGGGUUUAUCAUGGUUGAUUUGCCGCCUGAGGAGGCGGUGCGGUUUCGGGGGGUUUGUAAGGGAUUUGGAUUGUCAUACAUCCCGCUUGUGGCACCCUCAACCCCAGACUCCCGAAUCAAAAUGCUCUGCAGUAUUGCAGACUCGUUCGUGUAUGUAGUUUCCAGAAUGGGAGUGACGGGCUCCUUGAAGGUGCUUGACGAGGGCUUGAACAAGCUUCUGGAGCGUGUGCAUGUCUACACUGGGGACCGAGUCCCGACGGCUGUGGGCUUUGGGAUCAAUACCCGCGAGCACUUUGUGGAUGUCUCCCGUAUUGCAGACGGAGUCGUUAUUGGGAGUAAGAUUAUCAGUAUACUCCGUGAUGCACCGGAGGGUACUGGGGCUCAGCAGGUGCAGGAGUAUUGUUUGCAUGUUACUGGCAGGACCGAGGCUCGAGUCAUCACUCCUCCUGCUGAGGAAGACAACCAGGAAGGAACUGCAAAUAUCAUUCCUGCUCACACCUCGGCGAAUGGGGGAGAUGCUACACCCGCCGAUCUGAACACCCGCUUUGGUCAAUUCGGUGGCCAAUACGUCCCCGAAGCACUCAUGGAAUGCCUCACGGAGCUGGAAGCAGGCUUCAACACCGCCAUCGCCGACCCAACCUUCUGGGCCGAAAUAGCAUCCUACGCCUCCUAUGCCAAUCGCCCGUCAAGUUUGCAUCUAGCACCCCGGCUCACAGCACACGCAGGUGGAGCCCGCAUCUGGCUCAAGCGCGAAGACCUCAACCACACGGGCAGCCACAAGAUCAACAACGCAUUGGGCCAAAUCAUUCUCGCAAAACGUCUCGGCAAGACAGCCAUCAUCGCAGAGACGGGAGCCGGCCAGCACGGCGUGGCAACGGCCACACUAGCCGCGCGCUUCGGCAUGAAAUGCACUAAUAUCAUGGGCGCGGAAGAUGUACAGCGACAAGCGCUGAACGUGUUCCGAAUCAGACUACUCGGUGCACGAGUCAUCGCCGUGCCCGGCGCGCAUCCAGGCGAUGAGGGUACACUGCGAGAUGCGGUGAACCAGGCGUUUCGCACAUGGGUCACAAAUCUUGACAGUACACAUUUCGUGAUUGGAUCUGCGUUUGGUCCACACCCGUAUCCGACUAUUGUGCGGACGUUCCAGGCUGUUAUCGGCAAUGAGGCGCGGGCGCAGUUCCAAGAGCUUAAUGGUGGGAGGUUGCCCGAUGCUGCCGUUGCGUGUAGAGGUGGUGGGUCGAAUGCAGCUGGCAUGUUCUAUCCGUUUGUGCAGGACCCGGGCGUGCAACUCGUUGGUGUCGAGGCUGGGGGUGAUGGCUCCGCUAUUGGCCGGCACUCUGCUACGCUGGGGCGCGGUUCGGUUGGUGUUUUACAUGGCGUUCGCACGUACGUGCUACAAGAUGAGGAUGGUCAGAUCACCUCCACGCAUUCUAUAUCUGCGGGAUUGGAUUAUCCGGGUGUUGGACCCGAGUUGGCAAGUUGGAAAGAGUCGGGUCGGGCGAGGUUUGUUGCUGCAAGCGACCAGGAUGCGUUGGAUGCAUUUAGGUUGUUGAGUGAGACGGAGGGAAUCAUUCCUGCUUUGGAGAGUGCGCAUGCUAUCUCUGGUGCCGUUCAGUUGGCGAAAGAGUUGGGAGAGGGUAAGGAUAUUGUAGUUUGCUUGAGUGGUCGUGGUGACAAAGAUGUGCAGACUGUGGCAGGGUUAUUGCCCGAGUUGAUGCCGGAGGCUGAAGAGAACUGAGUUUUGUGGUUCGGUCGAGUGUUAAAAAGGCGUUCUAUUGAAAGAUGGUCUGGUAUUAUGGUUUUCUCUCGAACUUUUUGCAGUUCAAUUUAAUGUCAUAUCCGUGUUCUGGCUCGA